Messenger RNA from Eriocheir sinensis (Chinese mitten crab), 4865 nucleotides. RefSeq names its product alpha-2-macroglobulin-like. The record is from RefSeq and is a predicted model, not a curated record. Bases 32 to 4519 code for a protein of 1495 amino acids. The transcript has 27 exons. Gene Ontology annotation, molecular function: endopeptidase inhibitor activity. NCBI's taxonomy places the organism in Eukaryota, Metazoa, Arthropoda, Malacostraca, Decapoda, Varunidae. Gene Ontology annotation, cellular component: extracellular region.
GCUGUCUCCAAGGAACUCUCACUGGGGUUUUAUGGGCAGUGUCACGGUAGAGAUCCUCAGUCAGCCGGCGGUCCUGCUUGCGAUAGGACGUGACCCGAUGGCGUCCUGCAGGUUGUGGGCUGUGUGGUGGGCGGUGCUGGUGACCUUGCUGGCAGGGUGCUGUGACGGGAAGUAUGUGGUCACGACGCCGCGGGAGUGGGUGCAGGGGGCCAUGGCGCAGUUGUGUGUUGAUGUGACGGACGAGCAGGCACCUCCAGGCCAGAUCACCGUCUCGGCCUUUUAUGACCGAUGGGAAAGGGACGCAAGGGAACAUGUCCGAGUCUUCUUCAUCAACAAUGUCACGGUUCCCAUUCGUGCUGGCAAAGCACAGUUCUGCGAGGACAUCCAAGUACCUCGACUGCCCCAUGAGCAUCGUUUCCACACCUACAUGACCCUGUGGCUGCGGGGACACGUGGCCGGGGAGUUCCUCAACCAGACGCAGCAGGUGAUCAUGAUGGGCCAGACGCAGAAGCUCUUCAUACAGACGGACAAGUUCCUCUACCAGCCCGGGCAGACGGUGCGGUUUAGGCUCCUGACGAUGCAUCUCACCAAUACCUCCGUCAGUACCAGAAAUUACCCCAAGGUGUGGGUGAAAACUCCUAAGGGGACACGCAUCGCCCAGUGGAACAACGUGGAUAACUCAGCUGGCCUCGUCCACCUCGAGAUGACUCUUGCUGACGAGCCUCUGCAGGGAGGGUAUAGGAUCCAUGUCAAGACGGAGGGCGGCGACAAGGAGACCGGCCACUUCGAAGUCAGAGAAUACAGUCUGCCGCGCUUCGAAGUAACCGUGGCCCCUAAGAAGAAGUACAUCGCUUCGGACCACUCCAUCAUCGCUCGAGUUUGUGCUAUGUACACAUAUGGCCAGCCAGUGAAGGGAAGCCUGACCCUGGAGGUGAACAACUUCCGGUCUGGCAGUUGCUGGAAGUCCAUCAACAUCACGAGCUCGAUCCAUGGGUGUAAAGAGCUUCAGAUUGAGUUAGUGACCAUGAGGGUGAUAGACUGCAGGGUGAACAGGCUGCAACUAAGAGCCCUUAUCGAGGAGGAGGGAACAGAGGUACUCCUGCAGGGCCUGUCCAGUGCCGAGAUCUCCAGUUCUGCCUUCACCUUCAAGAAAGUCUUCCAGAGUGACUACAAGAAGCCCGGCCUCCCUUACACUCUCAAGGUGAAGGUGGAGAGGCAUGACGGAACACCUGCAGUAAAUGUGCCUGUGGAGAUGUGCAAAGGUGAUGCCUGUAGGAACCUCACGGUGCCUGAUAAUGGAAUGAUCAUAACCAACGUGGGGAAGGAGACGUUCGAAAACAUCAGAAUGAAGGUCUUGCACAGCCGCAUCAUGCUGAACGACGCGAGCUUCUUGACAGACGUAAGGCGAUACUUCUCCCCCUCAAACUCCUCGCUGAUGAUCUACACCCCGGACGAGGAGCUCAAGUGUGCCGACGGGGAGCCGAGCAAUGAGUAUAGCCUCCCGGUGUUAUUCAUCACUGAUCAGGCCAAGGCUGCCAUCACUGUCCAGGUCAUAUCCAAGCGCAGCAUUCAGUACUUGAAGACUCAGGAGUUUGACUUGGUGCCCGGGGACCUGCACCUCGAACCCGAUGACCUAGUUGAACCCCUUGAAGAACCUCCUGUGGGCACAAGACGCGGCAUGCUGAACAUUCCCAUCACGCUGCCCUUCUCCCUGCACUCCGUCACCCCCUUGGCCAGAGUGUUGGUGUGGCUGGUGCGGCCUGACGGAGAGGUGGUGGCAGACGCGAGAGAUAUCAAGGUCCAGAAGUGUCUCCCUAACAAGGCUGAGCUGGCGUGGUCCCAAGACGUCGCUGAACCCGGAGAGGAGGUGGAGAUGCGCCUCACCUCAGCACCUAACUCACUGUGCAGCUUAGGUGUUGUGGACAAGAGCUCCCUUCUCCUGGACACCCGCCCCAAGUCCCUCACCCUGGACAGCAUCUUCAGUUCCCUCGAGAGCUUCUACAUCCCCCGGUGGUACUCGAGGCAGUAUAAUGACAUUGAACACUGCAGGGACCAGUUGGGAGAUGUGGAGAGGUUCCGAUCCUACUUCACCCGAUACGUUGAUUCCAUGUGGAUGUUUAGCCAAUCCGGCCUCUACGUGUUCUCCGACCUGAGGCUGAAUACGCGGCUGUGCGAGGUGAUGGAGUUCCCCUACAGACAGAGUAUAGGCCCUGGGUUUGGCUUGGUUGAUGUGAGGGGGCAAGGGGGCAUCGAGUCCUAUGCGGACUCCACCUUAAGUUCUAAUAGAAUUGCUGGUAGUAGCCCGGUGCAGGAAGGACAAGAAGGAAGAGCUCGCACCGACUUCCCCGAGACAUGGCUUUGGGAUCUUUAUGUCCUUCCGGACACUGGCACCUACUCAAGCCAACUGACCUUGCCCGACACCAUCACGGAGUGGGUGGGUCAGGCUGUCUGCGUCCACCCUCAGGAAGGUCUUGGCCUCUCGCAGUACUCUAAUGUCACCACCUUCACCCCCUUCUUCCUGGACCUCACUCUGCCGCCCUCCAUCAAGCGCGGGGAAACACUUGGAGUCCUCGUCUCCGUCUUUAACUACCUCCGAGACCCCUUACCUGUUAUUCUUAAGCUCCAUGGAAGCACCGAGUAUGACAUUGUGAGGGACCCGACAAGCCAGCUGCCGGAUGGGGUCAUGGAGGUAUGUGUGGCGGGCAGCAGCAAGGUGGUCAUGAACGUGAAGAUCAAGCCAACCAAGAUAGGACAGGUCAACAUCACUGUGGGGGCGACGGUGAACCAGAAUCCAGGGACGGAGUGUGGAAAUUCCGCUCCUCAGGUCAUAAGAAGCGACACAUUGGUGAAGCCCAUAACUGUGAAGGCUGAAGGUUUCCCGAGAGAGAAGACGUGGAACAAGUAUAUAUGUGCCGAUGACCUGGUAGAUGGGACUGAUUCGCUGGGCCCCUGGGACGUGAGGGCACCUGGAGGCAUCGUCGAGGGCUCGGACCGUGGCUGGGUGACUGUGGUGGGCAGCCUCCUCUCCAUCUCCCUUGAGAACCUAGGCCACCUUAUCCGCAUGCCUUACGGAUGUGGCGAGCAGAACAUGAUCAAGUUUGCUCCCAACGUGUUCAUCCUGCAGUACCUGACCAUAACGAGGCAGGCCACACCCGAGGUCACAUCCAGGCUUACCAACCUCAUGAAAACAGGCUACCAGCGACAACUGUUGUACCUCAGGAGCAAUGGGUCGUACAGUGCCUUCGGGUCAGCUGACGACAGUGGGUCCACCUGGCUCACGGCUUUUGUGGUCAAAUCUUUCGCCCAGGCCCAGCCGUUCAUCACAAUUGACAGUAAGAACCUCCGUGACUCGAUAAAGUGGCUGGUAGAGACGCAGGGACCGGACGGCUGCUUCCCCUCCAUCGGCAAGGUGUUCAACAGGGCUCUGAAGGGUGGCGUGGAAGACCGAGGAGUCGAGGCGCUGACUGCCUACGUGUUGGUGGCCCUUCUUGAGAGCGGGGCGCAAAACAUCACCUCUGCCACCCUGAACGCCACCUCCUGUCUCCUGAACACUCGCUCCAGCCUAAGCCCGUACAUCCUUGCCCUUAAGGCCUAUGCGCUGGCCCUGGCGGAAAGGCCUGAAGCUAUGGUGGUCCUGAAUGAGCUGAUGGCCCGGGCGGUUGUGACACCUAACUCCACCCAUUGGAAGCACUCAACAGCAUACAGUCAAAGUAACUCGGUGGCAGUGGAGACGGCUGGCUAUGCUAUCCUGGCCAUGCUGACGCUGGACCCGAAGGAGUAUGAACAGCCCGCCAGGAUGGUGGUCAAGUGGAUCACCGCACAGAGGAAUGGCGCUGGGGGCUUCUACUCCACCCAGGACACAGUGGUGGCCCUCCAAGCCCUGGCCAAGUACGAGUCCACACAGUACCAGGGCGACAUGGACUUUGUGGCGACCAUCAAGGGCAUCGGCAUCGACCACUCCUUUGCCGUCACUGAGGACAACAAACUGGUGACCCAACGUGCCCCCCUCCGCACCCUUCCCACCUCCCUCUCCCUCACCAUGGUGGGGAGCGGAUGUGCUGUGUUCCAGUCUGUCCUGCGGUACAACGACCACGAACCUGAAGCAAGCGACACCUUCACUCUGAGCAUCAGGACCCAGACAGCAGCGGACAAGACCUGCACCACCAAAUGGAUCAACCUGUGCGCCAACUAUGUCCUUCCCGGUCAGAAGUCAAAUAUGGCCGUGAUCGAGGUGGAGCUUGUGUCGGGCUACAUCCCCAUCAAGGACGACCUCAAGAAAGCCGUCAAGGAGAACCCCCUCACGAUCAAGCGCUAUGAGGUGGACGGAAGUAAGGUGAUGUUCUAUAUUGAGGAGUUUACCGAGGGUCAGAAUGUGUGUCUUCGGCUGAGGGUGGAGCGUGUGGUGGAGGUGGAGGAGGCUAAGGCAGGCUCCGUGACCGUCUACGAUUACUACGAGCCGGAGUCUUCAGUGAGCAAGACCUACAAUCUCCCGCCAAGCAAUCAAUGUGUCAACGCUUGAUGAGCCUCAGAUUCCAACAUUCACCUUGAUAAUGAUACUCCACUGAUUACAAACUACUACUGGAAACUCCUACAAAUGUUCAUUUUAGUACUUUAUCUACACUUUCUAGAGCAUUUUUUACAUUUCAGCAGCACUUAAAAUGGUGUUUACAAAUUAGCAAAAUAAAUGAAAAAUGAAAUGACAGAUUCUUAUAUAUUCAGGUCAACUGUAUUUUUUUACUCAAUAUUUUCAGUAUAGUUAUUACAAGUUGUGCUUCAAGAGAUGCUAUUCAUUGUUACAACUCUGUACUAAUUGUUGUUAUGUUGCUCAGUAAAUAAAAUGAAGGCUUAAUUAUUUCUCAUUGGAA